CGCGACUAACGACUCUAUCUUUCUUCGGCUCAAGUUGCAGGAAAAGCAGUGCAAACUCUGCCGUCGUACGCGUGUACUCUGCAGCCACGUAUACGCCGUGCCGAACGCUUUUGGUUCUGAGUGGUCCCUUACCUCUUCACUUCCUCAUUGACAACCGUUCGACCGAAUUGCCCCCACAAUGUCCACCUCGAUCGUCCUUACUCGCGAGCACAUCUAUCCCGCCGUGGCGGUGGUAUCGACCUUCUGGAUAUCAUUUUGGCAAGCCAUCAGGGUAGGAUCUGCGCGUAAGGCCUCUGGGAUCCACUAUCCCCAACUCUACGCAGAGAAGGCGGAUGUUGUGGCAUCAGUGGAAGCGAACAAGUUCAACUGCACACAGCGUGCCCACCAAAACACGUUGGAGUACAUCCCCACCGUUGCUAUUAGCACGGUCAUCACCUCGGUCAAGCACCCGCUCGUGGCUGCUUCCUUGUGUGGCGCAUGGGCACUGUUCCGUGUGCCUUACACCAUUGGAUACAGCACUGGAGAUCCUGCUCGCCGCAACCUCCUGGGCAGUGCUGUAGUGGGAACAGUGAUGUGGCUAGGGCUUCUCGCUGCAUCAACGUGGACCCUUGUUGAGCUCCUGGGCGAAACGCUGUGAACAAUCGCUUCGCGUGCUGUCCCUUGUUUUGUUGUCCACUUUUCAAUACGUAGCCUGGGUGUCGGAAAGUCUGUUUGUAUCCAAGUACAUAUCGCGUUCGAUACUAUGCAAUGUCCGAGC
This is a messenger RNA of Postia placenta MAD-698-R-SB12, 757 nucleotides long. RefSeq lists its product as hypothetical. NCBI's taxonomy places the organism in Eukaryota, Fungi, Basidiomycota, Agaricomycetes, Polyporales, Adustoporiaceae. Gene Ontology annotation, cellular component: membrane; endoplasmic reticulum; nuclear envelope. The coding region runs from base 179 to 637 and encodes 152 amino acids. The record is from RefSeq and is a predicted model, not a curated record. Gene Ontology annotation, molecular function: glutathione peroxidase activity; glutathione transferase activity. The transcript is spliced from 9 exons.